UUCUCUUAUUCUUUCUGCAGUCGUCGCUCAAAGAUGAAGCAGCGCGUGGCCGUGAUCGGCGCCGGCUCUGCCGGGCUUGCUGCCGCCCACCAACUCGGCGCCAGGUCCGAAGAAUUCGAGUGCGUCGUUUUCGAGCAAUCCGACAAAAUCGGCGGCACCUGGGUAUACACGGAUCAAGUUGGUAAAGAUGAGUACGGCCUGCCCGUUCACUCAAGCAUGUACAAAAGUCUCAGAACUAAUCUACCAAAGGAGGUUAUGGGCUACCCCGACUACCCAAUUCCCGAGCAGGAAAAAUCCUAUUUGUACGCCAGGGAAAUUUUGCAGUUCCUCAACGACUACGCCGACCACUUUGACGUUCGAAAACUGAUCAAGUUCCGUCAUCACGUAGAAAAGGUCAGGCCCGUACCUGGGGAAAAAACUUGGGAGGUGACUUUCAAAGACUUGCCGACGAAUAAAACAGAAACGCAGAUAUUCGACGGUGUGAUGGUGUGCAACGGCCAUUACAACACGCCAUUCAUCCCCGAAAUCGCUGGCCAGGACAAGUUCACCGGAAAAGUUCUGCACAGCCACGACUACCGCGAGCCGCAGCCGUUUGAAAACCAGCGCGUAGUCGUGGUGGGCGCUGGGCCAUCCGGCAUGGAUUUGGCCCUGGAGAUCGCUCACUGUGCCAAGCAGGUGGUGCUCAGCCACCACAACCCCGAGCCAAUCAAGACUGUGUUCCCGUCAAAUGUCAUCCAAACGCCGGACAUUGUCAAGAUGGACGGAAAGAAAAUCUUUUUCAGAGACGGCAACUCGACCGAGGUCGAUGUCAUUUUCUACUGCACAGGGUACUGCUACAGCUUCCCAUUCUUGGACGAUGCAGUAGGCAUUUCUGUUAAAGAUAAUUGCGUGCAACCACUGUACAAACACCUCAUUCACAUCAACAAGCCGACGAUGUGCUUCAUUGGGUUGCCCUUCUACGUUUGCGCCUUCUCCAUGUUCGAUUUACAGUGUCGCUUCUAUCUUAAAGUUUUGGACGGCUCUCUGAAGUUGCCCUCCGCCAAGGAAAUGUUGGCUGACGCCGAGGCUGAGAAGCAGCGGCGCAAAGAACAAGGCCUCGGCCCGAGGCAGAGCCACAUGAUGGGCCCCAUGCAAGGCAAUUACUACGACGAAUUGGCGCGAGUCGCGGGAAUUGAGCCUCUGCCACCCGUGCUGACUAAACUGCACAACGACAGCUCGCAGAGAUUUUUAGACGACUUGUGCCACUACCGCGAGGACAUCUACCGAAUUGUCGACAGCGAGAAUUUCAUUCAAAUCAAAUAAAUUUGGAUUUUGUGCGACAACCAACCAAA
Messenger RNA from Cloeon dipterum, 1331 nucleotides. It is a transcript of the gene Fmo-1, whose product is annotated as Flavin-containing monooxygenase 1. Gene Ontology annotation, molecular function: N,N-dimethylaniline monooxygenase activity; flavin adenine dinucleotide binding; NADP binding. The record is from RefSeq and is a predicted model, not a curated record. NCBI's taxonomy places the organism in Eukaryota, Metazoa, Arthropoda, Insecta, Ephemeroptera, Baetidae. Bases 34 to 1302 code for a protein of 422 amino acids. The transcript is spliced from 6 exons.